GGGAGGGGAGGGCCGGGCCGCCAAGAGCCCAGCGCUCCGGAAGUGAAGCGGCCAGACCACCCGCUAAUGGAUGCGGAGCACAGUGCCUGCUGACCGCUCUCCGCGCCAGGGUCAGCUUGACUUGGCUGGAGCUAAGACAGACCCAGACACACCAUUGUGUGGAGUUGGGUGACAUCUUCCUUUUCUAGAAGCUGACUAAAUAAGCUCGUGACUCUCACGGAACAACUGGAACACAUACACAGGAGUCCAAGUCACCCUGCUGGGACACAUCUCUCUAGGAGCUCGGGAUGCAGGGGUGCAGAAUGGAGGCCUUUCCCCAUGACUAGCCAGAGGAGAGGUGAGGCGAGGCGAGGCGGCAAAGACUGGGAGAGUGGCAGAAACAGCUCUUACAGGUGUCUCGGGCACUCGCAGAAGGGUCAACAGCACCACGUGGCUGCUAGCAUCUGGGAGAGAGCAACGGCAGACCCCGGACUGCAGAGCCACAGGGAAUGGCACUGUCAUAACCGAGAUACCGACCAGCCACCUUGGGUCAGGUCUAGAGACAUAGCUGGAAGUGCUGAGUUCUUGCCACUGGGCAAGUAAGGGUUAUUGGUCCAGAAGACCUUGGGACUGCUGUGGGAGUGGCCUAGGACCCAUUCAGGGGUGGAGUAGAAGUUCAGGAGCUCAGGCAGGGUAUUCUGAGUCCUAAGGCAGCGUAUCUGCACCACAAACUAAUCGGCAGCUGUAGAGUUAGAGCGAGCAAAUACUCAGAAGAUGGCUCUGGCACUGUUGGAGGACUGGUGCAGGAUCAUGAGUGUGGAUGAACAGAAAUCACUGAUGGUUAUGGGGAUACCAGUGGACUGUGAUGAGGCUGAGAUUCAGGAGGUUCUCCAGGAGACUUUGAAGGCUCUGGGCAGGUAUAGACUGCUUGGCAAAAUAUUCAGGAAGCAGGAGAAUGCCAAUGCGGUCUUAUUAGAGCUCAUGGAGGAUAUUGAUGUCUCGGUGAUACCCAGUGAGGUUCAGGGAAAGGGGGGGAUCUGGAAAGUGAUCUUUAAGACCCCUAACCAGGACACCGAAUUUCUUGAACGACUGAACGUCUUUCUGGAAAAAGAGGGACAGACAGUCUCGGGGAUGUUCCGAGCCCUCGGCCAUGAGGGAGUGUCUCUGGCCGCCGUGCCCUGUGUUUCGCCAGAGUUAUUGGCUCAUUGGUUGGGGCAGGAGAUAGCACAAGCCCCUCAGCCUCUGCUGCCCAUGAGAUACCGGAAACUGAGAGUGUUCUCGGGGAGUGCCGUGCCCGCCCCCGAGGAAGAGCCCUUUGAAACCUGGUUGGAACAAGCCACUGAGAUCGUCAAAGAGUGGCCGGUAGCAGAGGCAGAAAAGAAACGGUGGUUGAUGGAAAGCCUGCGCGGCCCCGCCCUGGACAUCAUGCAUAUAGUGCAGGCGGACAACGCGGCCAUCAGCGUGGAAGAGUGCUUGGAGGCAUUUAAGCAAGUGUUUGGAAGCCUGGAGAGCCGCAGGACCUACCAGGUGAAGUACCUGAAAACCUAUCAGGAGGAGGGGGAGAAGGUCUCAGCCUAUGUGUUGCGGUUAGAAACCCUGCUCCGGCGAGCCGUGGAGAAACGAGCCAUCCCCAGGAAUAUCGCAGAUCAGGUCCGCCUAGAACAGGUGAUGGCGGGGGCCAGCCUUAGGGAGGUCCUGUGGUGCAGGCUGAGGGAGCUGAAGGAUCAGGGCCCGCCUCCCAGCUUUCUUGAGCUAAUGAAGGUAAUCCGGGAGGAAGAGGAGGAAGAGGCCUCUUUUGAAAACGAGAAUAUUGAAGAGCCAGAUGAAGGGGAUGGCUAUGGCCACUGGGAUCACGAGGCAGAUGACUAAAAACCAGCUCAGCGCAGGACCCACAGCCAGUGCACCUAGGGACAUUCACUUUAUCCAGCUGAGACGGCGUGGCUCUUUUUGUCGUUAAAUGUACACAACUGAAAUCGAGGCUUUGGGGCCAGGUUUGCUGCUUCUUUCUCAGAAAAAAUUAUCCGAGAGUUGCUUGGACCCUACAUAGAUGAUGAACAAACACCAGAUUAAAUUCCAAAUAUGAGAUAGGAAGCCUCAAGGAAGCUGAGGCACUUCAGGUCUCCCAAAUAGACCAAAGUUUACCCCUACCAUAAAAGAAAGAAAUGAUGUGAGGGAAAAAAAUAUAUAUAUCUUUUGUAAUUUAUUUAAAAAUCUAAGCUCUUGGACUUGUCAGGUGAUUUCCUUUCUCAAGUCAGCACCUUCUCUCUGAGUACCUAGCAGUGUGAGGCGCUGGUCAAAGAGGUAAGGAUCCUAAACCUAGGAGCAUGGGCGGUGCUCUCAGGGAGCUUACCACCUCCUUGAAGAUGUGACCUCGGCAUGGGAGAAGCAAAUAACUUCAUGUGUAAAUAAGUCACAACACCCGUAGAAGUGCCAUUGCCAAAUGAAUACAACCACCUCCGCUAUGAUGUUUCUUUCUUUACUUGGGAUGCACUCCUCCACUUUUCCGCUAGGUGUCAGAUGGUCAGUUCCAGGCACUGGGUCAGAGCCUCAAGACAUAGAUGACUCAGCCUAAUCGCUGCUUUCAAGAGAUUUACAGUAUGCCAGACACCUUUGAGAAAGAGUGGACAUUAUGGGAAGACAUGCUAGAGAGGGAGGAUUGGAUUUAGCGAGCAGACCAUUUUGGUCAGAGAAGAUUUUUAGUGGCGACAAAGGGGACGAAGGAGAGGAAAGGAGCUCGUGUUUACUGAGGGUCUAUUAUGUUCCAGGUGUUUUACACAUAUCUCAUUUAAUGUACACAGCAACCCCAACAGGGUAUCAUGUUGCCCUUUUUGAAAGAGAAGAUGAAGCUCAGAUGAGCUAAGUGGUCUCCUCAAUAUAGAAAUGCUAACAAGUGGCAGAGCUGAGAUAGAAGUCCGGAACUUUUGGACUCUUGCUAAUCCUCCCGCCACUACAAUCCUGAUUUUUCAAGUUGUGCUCCACAGUUCUGCAGAGAUUUUUCAGCAGUUCCAUCUUUAAAAUGUAUUUUAAACUCCACAUCUCUACUGAAAAACAGGUAGAUUCAAGUGUAUCGAUAUUCAAAUGUUCACACAUUGGCAUUCACCCGCAGGCUCACUUAUGUUUCCAGAUGGACUCGUUUUGUGCAGACCUCGGAAGUAACGUUCCCUUGUGAUAUCUGAGCACAUAUCUGGACUUAAUUGUUCAAAGAUUAAAGAAGUUAAUGGCACCUCACAGGUGUUUAAAUCAUGUCCAUGCAUGCCCUGUGAUGUAAUGUGUGCUCGUGGAGCAUAAAUGAGCACCAUUCGGUUAAAUGCUAGUUGAUAUAUAGCAUCAUGGUACCUUUUUGUAGACAGCAAACUUCUCUAAACAUCAGUUUCCUCGUUGGGAAAAUGGGAACAGAAUAGAAUAGGGUUGUUGUUGGGCUCCAGUGACAUAAUGCCUUUGAAUCCCUUAGCAUGAUGCCUGGAACAUAGAAAGCCUUCAGUACUUAAGACUCAUGAUUUUCAUGAUACUUACUGAAUGUUCAGUGCAUGCUCUCUUUAUUGUUCUAACAGUGGUGCGAUAACAAGUAAAUAUGUAAUCUGUCAGUCAAGUUGGGACAACAUUGCAUCAGAAACCAUUUUAGCUCUGGUCCAUUUGAGUACUUGCUGUCUGUUAUCUUUGUGAUAAGUAUGCCAGCAGCUGGACUGUUGUUAGUGAUUGGACUUGGAAACGAUAAAUUAUUCUUCCCAAUUGUGGAUAAUUUUAACGGACGAAUAUCCUGAGAUUGUAAGAAAAGCAUUUUUUUAGAAGGUACCAUUUGUGAUCAUUUCUAUGUUAUAAUUUUUCAAUACUGUUCAACCAAAAUGUCCAGUACACCCUUUCAUGGGGUUUUUUUUUUUUGUAUUCAUGAAAAUGGCCUCUUUGUUUUCAAUUAUUGACAGUAUACAAAGUAAAAUGUUAUAAAUGUGAAGUUAUUAAAUAAAUACA
Messenger RNA from Leptonychotes weddellii (Weddell seal), 3945 nucleotides. NCBI's taxonomy places the organism in Eukaryota, Metazoa, Chordata, Mammalia, Carnivora, Phocidae. The record is from RefSeq and is a predicted model, not a curated record.